Messenger RNA from Colossoma macropomum (tambaqui), 3704 nucleotides. It is a transcript of the gene prdm1b, whose product is annotated as PR domain containing 1b, with ZNF domain. The coding region runs from base 136 to 2223 and encodes 695 amino acids. NCBI's taxonomy places the organism in Eukaryota, Metazoa, Chordata, Actinopteri, Characiformes, Serrasalmidae. The transcript is spliced from 7 exons. Gene Ontology annotation, biological process: cell fate commitment; regulation of transcription by RNA polymerase II. Gene Ontology annotation, molecular function: histone deacetylase binding; DNA-binding transcription repressor activity, RNA polymerase II-specific; RNA polymerase II cis-regulatory region sequence-specific DNA binding. Gene Ontology annotation, cellular component: nucleus; cytoplasm. The record is from RefSeq and is a predicted model, not a curated record.
GGAAUAUGGGCCCUUUAAUAGCAGCAAUUUUGAGCUUUACUGUCCAAACAUAAGAGGAGGAGCCAAAGCAGCAAAACCAAAGGAGAGCAAGCAGAAGACCAAACCUGAGUGAACAGAGGAGCGAAGGAAAAUAGGAUGAAGCUGGAAGCAUCUCUUGGAGACAUGAGCGAGUGGAGGGAGGUGGACUUUGCCCUCAACUGCACCUACAUCGUCCAUGACCAGGCGUCGGAGCCCAGCUUCAGCCUGCCCAGAGCCAUGACCUCCAUCCCCCGCAACCUCACCUUCCAGUAUGGCCCAGACAACGAGGUGACCGGCGUUUUCAGUAAAGAAUACAUCCCCCAGGGGACGCGCUUCGGACCCCUGCAGGGCGACGUUUACACCAAAGACAGCGUUCCUCCUCAGGCCAACAGGAAAUACUUCUGGAGAAUUUAUUCCAGCGGUCAGCUUCACCACUUCAUUGACGGCUAUGACGUCCAGCGCAGCAACUGGAUGCGCUUCGUCAACCCGGCACGCUCUCUGGCAGAGCAGAACCUGGUGGCCUGCCAGAACGGCUGCGACAUCUUCUUCUACACCAUCCGGCCCGUGGAGCCCGACCAGGAGCUGCUGGUGUGGUACAGCCCCGAGUUCUCCCAGCGGCUGUGCGGACACGCGCCCUCGCAGCCGGACAGCCUGAAGACCAAGCAUCUGGGUGGCGACGUGAUGGAAGCUGACCUCCAGAAGCAUUACCUACCUCAGUGGACCUGCUGCCCCAAACGGGGACCAAGCCCUCACAGGCCCCAGAGCCGGGACGAAGCCAAAAAGGAGGAGAAGGAGGCAGAGGAGAAGGUUGAUGUUGAGGUCAUUGAGAGGGAUACACCUCCAGACACACCUGACCAGCACGUGAUGGACUUCAGUAAGAAGGUUCAGCCCGAGGUGCCCAAAGCAUCCCGCCCUGAUCUGAGCCCCCAAACCUUCGGCGUGCAUCAGGACCUUCCACUGCAUCUUCACGGCCUCUACGGCUACAGAGAGAGGCCCGUAACUUACCCUCCUCUGCCCCCUCCAAGACCUCUACAGCCCCCCUACCAGCUCCUGCCACCUUAUAGCCCCCAUUACUCCCGCCUGCUCCUACCCCCGUACUCCCCUCCAUAUCCCCCUGUGCUGCCCCCUAGAGGACCAUUCCGGUACAACAAUGUUCUGGGUAACGAUGCUUUGCCUUUUCCACCAGCAACCCAGCCGGGUCUUCUGCCCGUCAGCAUGCCCUAUCCUGCCCCACCUCCUCAUGGUGGCCUGAAGGAGAGACCCCCAAACACCUCCCCUCCCCAAGGUGCCCCGGCCACUCCCGAACUCUCACCCCUGUCCAAGCUCUCUUCCCCUGAGCCGCAGCUUGUUCUGCAGCAGCCCCCAUCGGCCUGUGAAGAGGCCAUCAACCUCAGCCUGGCCGCCGCAACCAAAAACAGCUCUUCAUCUUCAUCAUCCUCACGGCAUGCACCCGGGUACAAGUCCCUCCCCUACCCGCUCAAGAAGCAGAAUGGGAAGAUCAAGUAUGAGUGCAACGUCUGCUUCAAGACCUUCGGCCAGCUUUCCAACUUGAAGGUGCAUUUGAGGGUACACAACGGAGAGAGGCCAUUCCAGUGUCCGCUGUGCAAGAAGAGCUUCACCCAGCUGGCCCACCUGCAGAAGCACCAUCUCGUCCACACCGGAGAGAAGCCUCAUGAGUGUCAGGUGUGCCACAAGCGCUUCAGCAGCACCAGCAACCUGAAGACGCACCUGCGGCUGCACUCGGGAGAGAAGCCCUACCAGUGCAAGCUGUGCAGCACCAAGUUCACGCAGUACAUUCACCUGAAGCUGCACCGCCGCAUGCACGGCUCAGCGUGCGAGCAGGCCCACCGCUGCCCGCUCUGCUGCCAGGCCUUCCUGCACCGCUUCAGUCUGGAGCUGCACCGCCGCUCGGGCAGCUGCCCGGCCACCGCCACCCGCCCUCAGAGCCCCGAGCUGCGCAGGACGGCCGAGCUGCUUGAGCACUUUGACUCCAGCACCGAGGCCAACGGCCUGGACGAGACCGCACCGGACGCCGAGGUGGACGCGGCGCUGGAAAGGUGGCUGGCCAGAAACCUGGCUGCCAGCCCGAAGGAAGACAGCAGGGUCUUGAAGACUAUGGCUGCCAUGGGGCAGCAGCAGGAAAGGGCCAGUGUGGUGCAGUUCUGCACCCCACCACGACCCUCGGUGAAGGCUGAAGAAGAGUAGAGGAAGGGAAGUGUUUUGGGGCGUCGAGCCUGGGGGUCCUCAACUCCAUUCCUGGCCAUUUCUGAGUAUUUAUUCCCUGCUGUGACGCAUCUGACCCAUCAGCGUAGUAAGAACAGUGGGGCACACUUGUGUUUGAAAAAGAGAUAUUACAGUUUGAAUUUGAUGACAAGGUUUUUUUGUGGAAAGAAAACUCACUGUCGGUGAGGAAAGUCACAAGAGCAGACUAAAUAAUUCCGUAAGAGCUGAUCCAGCUAAUCAUGACAUUAUGAAGGUUUUACUGAGACAGAUCAGGUGUGUUGCAGCACAGAAUAAAUACUGAAAGGAUGGGCAAAAGUCGGGAACCACUGGCUCAGACGUUUCUGAGGACUUUUGACAAUAUUUCCAAAAAUAGAGACUUGGGCAGCCUGUAGUAGUUGAUGCCAAAAAGACGCCCUCUCUGGUGUAAAAAAGGGAACGACAGAGAGGAUGGGAAUGAAGAAGAAGAAGAAGGAGAAGAAGAAAAAGAGCAGCACCAAAAACUAAACAGCAUUUCCAAAGACUUUGGCAUGAUGAGUAAUUGCACUUCCACCUUCCGUCCUGCUGCGGAGCGAGAGGGUGACCGGCCGCGUCCUCUGUACUACUCCUUUCUUGUAUUUUUCGUUUUGAUCGGCAGGUCUGUGUGUUUAUUAAUUUAUUACUGUGUAUAGUAUUUCUGUUCGACUUUAGCCACGAAUCAAAUGUGUGUCGAUAGCAUUUUUGUUGUAUUUUUGUCUGUGUGUUGUUUUCUGUUCGGGUCACUGAGCUGUUGAAGCUUCCUCCAAAACCACUCUCAGGAAUUCUGCUGAAAUGUUAUUCAGGGUUUGAAAGUCUGUAUGAAUAUCAGGGAUUUGUUCCACUCCAAAAUCACGGUCAUGGCCAAAAACUGGACUCCAAAGCUGUAGCUGUCUGAGAAACGACUCGAGGCACUCUGUGAAUGUGAAUGCUUUAUUUAUGCUCUUAGACUGGAGAGCUGUACGGAGCUCGGUAUUCUGCUGAUUUACUAUUUAUUGUUUGAAGCUCUUAGCGUUUGUUAGCUUGGUGUGUAUUUGGGUCGUGUAAGGCUGGACACUUUGGUCCUUCUGACACAUGCGAGCAGAACUGAAGGCCCCAGUGAUCUCAGGUAAAAUCGGCAAAGAAACUCCUUUCGUUCCGUUUCUUGUGCGAGAGGUGUGAGGUCGACGAUGUUAAUGGUUCGUUUUAAUGUUGUUUGCUUUGUUUUUUUAAUUUAUUUGAUGUUUAGCACUGGAAAAAGCAGGACCUAGAUCCAUGUGCGAGGUUACUGUUACGUAGCGUCAGCGAGGGCUAGUUUACUUACUUAUUUUACUUUGUUUGUAGGAUCGUUUUCCUGUACAGUUUGUUUACUUAUUUUUGACUCAGCGUACAAGAUGUUAAUACUUUAUAUGUGAGAGACUAUUUUCAUUAAACUUUUAUAAUGUAGCACAUUAAAUAUAUUCUUUCUCAAA